CGCCGCUCGACCAUAUUGCAAAAACCGAGAGAAAAAGAAGAAGAAGGGGAAUUCCGGAUUGAGAUAGAUAGUCAUGCGUUACGAUGCUCGCAGUGUUUGUGGUCCUCGGGUGUGCGUCCUUCUUGGCACAAGGGCUCUGCUGUCGUCCUAAGGAAUAUUCUACAAGAGCUGGGCAAUGUUGUCCUAUGUGCAGUGAAGGAACCAUUGUUUCGAGAGACUGCACGUCACAGUCAGGCACACGCUGCAGCCGCUGUAAAAACGGGACUUUUAUGAACGAACCCAACGGACUGGAUAAAUGUCUCUCAUGCACCUCCUGUGGCUCAGGCCACGGUCUCUUUGUCCUGCAGGGCUGUUCAGAAACAACUGACGCAGUCUGUGAAGUUAUAGAUGGGUAUUUCUGCAAAGAUUUAGAUGUGACAGGAUGCAGUGCGGCACAAAAACAUACACAAUGUGAACCUGGUGAGAAGAUAAAAGAACCUGGAACCAGCAGAGUGGAUGCACAGUGUGAGCUUUGUCAGUCUGGCUUCUUUUCAGAGCGUGGUGUGAAUUGCACGGACUGGACAACGUGCUCAGGAACCCAGGCAACGCUGAAAGAAGGAAGCAGGAGCACCGAUGUUGUCUGUGGAGAUUCUUCAAGAAACCAUUACAUAGUCAUACUAUCAGUAUUAUUGUUUGCAUCAUUAGUUGUUGCGCUUGGGAUCACAUUUCGAUAUUUUAUGUUGAGCUCUGAAAAUUAGCAAACACCAAAAAAUACACAGCCUGCUUUUCUUAUUUUUCAAUUUUUCUAACACGUUACCAAACCCCAAAAGACCAAAUACAUUCCAAAUUUUGUUUACAAUGUAUUUUCUUAAUGUUUGUAUUUACCAUACUAAUACUAAUCUUUGUAUUUGUUAAACCACUUGUAAAUAAUAACAUUUUUGAUAACAGU
Trematomus bernacchii (emerald rockcod) is the source of this 928-nucleotide messenger RNA. RefSeq names its product tumor necrosis factor receptor superfamily member 14-like. The record is from RefSeq and is a predicted model, not a curated record. Bases 84 to 737 code for a protein of 217 amino acids. Gene Ontology annotation, molecular function: protein binding; transmembrane signaling receptor activity. NCBI's taxonomy places the organism in Eukaryota, Metazoa, Chordata, Actinopteri, Perciformes, Nototheniidae. Gene Ontology annotation, biological process: defense response to Gram-positive bacterium; positive regulation of peptidyl-tyrosine phosphorylation; apoptotic process. The transcript is spliced from 6 exons. Gene Ontology annotation, cellular component: membrane; external side of plasma membrane.